Acanthosepion pharaonis is the source of this 5589-nucleotide messenger RNA. NCBI's taxonomy places the organism in Eukaryota, Metazoa, Mollusca, Cephalopoda, Sepiida, Sepiidae. The record is from the annotation of a GenBank genome assembly.
AUGGGCACUUCGCUAGUCUCAAGUAUCAUUAUUCUUCGAUUGGUUGUGAAUGCCUUUCUCUCUUUUUAUUCUUACUGGACUCAGCAUCUAAUAUUCUUUUUUUCAUCGCUUGGCAUUCAUUUUCUUUCAGUUCUUUUAUCAACUUCUCUCUCUCUCUCUUUUAUUUACACCUCUUACUGUCUCUCUUUUCUUUUCUUUUUUAUUAUAACUUCUUUUUCUCUCUUUUUUUCUUACUUUCUUCACUCUCAUCUAUUUCUUUCUUCGCUCAGCAUUUAUUACCCUCUUUCUCUUCUUUAUUUCUUCGCUCAGCAUUUAUUACCCUCUUUCUCUUUUUUAUUUCUUCGCUCAGCAUUUAUUACCCUCUUUCUCUUUUUUAUUUCUUCGCUCAGCAUUUAUUACCCUCUUUCUCUUCUUUAUUUCUUCGCUCAGCAUUUAUUACCCUCUUUCUCUUUUUUAUUUCUUCGCUCAGCAUUUAUUACCCUCUUUCUCUUCGCUUUUAUUUCUUCGCUCAGCAUUUAUUACCCUCUUUCUCUUUUUAUUUUCUUCGCUCAGCAUUUAUUACCUCUUUCUCUUCUUUAUUUUCUUCGCUCAGCAUUUAUUACCCUCUUUCUCUUCUUUAUUUCUUCGCUCAGCAUUUAUUACCCGCUUUCUCUUCUUUGUUUCUUCGCUCAGCAUUUAUUACCCUCUUUCUCUUCUUUAUUUCUUCGCUCAGCAUUUAUUACCCUCUUUCUCUUUUUUCUUUCUUCGCUUCAGCAUUUAUUACCCUCUUUCUUCUUUAUUUCUUCGCUCAGCAUUUAUUACCCUCUUUCUCUUCUUUAUUUCUUCUUUUGUGCCUUUUCUUUCUUCGCUCGGCAUUUAUUACCAUCUUUUUCUUCUUUAUUUCUUCGCUCGGCAUUUUAUUACCCUCUUUCUCUUCUUUAUUUCUUCGCUCUCUCUUCAUUUAUUACCCUCUUUCUCUUCUUUAUUUCUUCGCUCGGCAUUUAUUACCCUCUUUCUCUUCUUUAUUUCUUCGCUCAGCAUUUAUUACCCUCUUUCUCUUCUUUAUUUCUUCGCUCGGCAUUUAUUACCCUCUUUCUCUUCUUUAUUUCUUCGCUCAGCAUUUAUUACACUCUUUCUUUUCUUUAUUUCUUCACUCAGGAUUUAUUACUCCAUUUCUUUUCUUUUUCAUCGCUCAGCAUUUAUUACACUCUUUCUUUUCUUUUUGUUUUUUGUUUUCGCUCAGCAUUUUUCAUCGCUCAGCAUUUUUACUUUUCUUUUUUUUGUUCGCUCAGCAUUUAUUACACUCCUUUUUUUUUCUUCGCUCAGCAUUUUUUUUAUACUCUUUCUUUCUUUUUUUCUUCGCUGGAAAUUUAUUACACUCUUUUUUUUGUCUGUUUUCUUCCCCUAUCAUUUAUUCAUUUUUUCUUCCCUCAAAAUUUGUUCCGUCUUUUCUUUGUUCUUAUUCUUUCUUUUUUUUUGUCUUUUCUUCUUUCCCUCAUCAUUUAUUACACUUUUCUUUAUUUCUUUCCCUCAAUCAUUUUUUACAAACUUUAUUUUUUUUUCUUCGCUCACAUCUAUGCCAUUCUCAGUCUUUGUCUUUUUAUUUGUUUUCGCCUAGUUUGUUCUUUUCUUUUCUUCGCUGAAAUUUCUUUUUUUCUUUUCUUUGUUUUCUCAUUCUUUUUCCCAUUUAUAACACUCUUUUUCUUUCUCUCUGCGCCUAUCAUUUCUUAUAAUCUUUUCUUUCUUUCUUUCAUCGCUCAGCAUUUAACAGUUUUUUCCUAUCACAUCUUUCUUUCUUUUUCAUUUCUUUUUUCUUUUCUUCUCUUUUCUUUCUUUUGCCUUUCUUUACUUCAUUUAUUACACAUAUUUAUUACUUUCUUUUAUUUCUUUCUUCAUCCACCCUUUCAUUCUUUCUUUUUUAUUUCUUUCUUCGCUCAGCAUUUUACUACUCUUUCUUUCUUUUUUCUUGGCUCAUUCUUUUUUCGCCUAGCAUUUAUUUCUUUUCUUUUCUUUUUAUUUCUUCCUUUUCUUUCUUUCUUUUUCGCCUAUAUUUAUUUAGGUUUAUUACACUCUUUUUUUUCUUUCUUUCUUUCUUUUUUUCCUUUCUUUCUUUCUUUUCUUUCUUUCUUUCUUUCUUUCUUUUCUCCCGCUUUUUAUUUUCUUUUUUUUCUUUUUCGCCUAGCAUUUAUAACACUUUCUUUUUUUUUUCUUUCUUUCUCUCUUUCUUUCUUUUCUUUCUUUCUUCCUCUACCUUUUCUUUUUUCUUUCUUUCUUUCUUUCCUCUUCUUUUCUUUCUUCUUUUUUCCUUCUUUUUCGCUUUCUUUUUCUUUCUUUAUUUUCUUUCUUUCUUUCUUUCUUUCUUUUCUUCCUCACAUUUCUUUUCUUUCUGCAUUUUCUUUCUUUCUUCCAACUUUCUUUCUUUACACACUCUUUCUUUUCUUUUUUUCUUCAUCCUUUUCUUUUCUUGGGUUUAUUACACAUUCUUUCUUUCUUUUUUCUUCCUCAGUUUUGUUUCUUCUUUUUCAGCAUUUAUUACACUCUUUAUUUUCUUUUUUUCUUUCUUUCUUGGCUUCUCUUUCUUUUACAACUCUACUCCUUUCUCUUCUUUCUUUUCACCUAAAUUUAUUACAAGGUUUCUUUCUUUCUUUUUCCUUUUAUUUCUUUCUUCACUCAGCAUUUAUUACCCUUUCUCUUUUUCUUUUUUUUUAUUCUUUCUUUUUUCUUUUCUUUCAGCAUUUAUUACACUCUUUAUUUUUCUUUCUUUUUUCUUUCUUUCUUUUUCCUCAGCAUUUUUCGCCUAGCAUUUUAUUACACUCUUUUUUUCUUUCUUUCUUUCUUUCUUUCUUUCUUUCUUUCUUUCUUUCUUUCUUUUCUUUCUUUCUUUUUUCUUUUUUCUUCAGCAUUUUCUUUCUCCCUUUCUUUCUUUCUUUCUUUUUUCUUUUUCUUUCUUUCAUUUUUUACUCUUUUUUUCUUUCUUUUCUUUUUUUUGCUUUCUUUUCUUUCUUUCUUUUCUUUUCUUUCUUUAUUACUUCUUCUUCCUUUUUUUUUAUUUUACUUUCUUUCUUUCUUUUCUUUCUUUCUUUCUUUCUUCUUUAUUACUUUCUCUUCAUUUUUUUUCUCCUUUUUUUCUUUCUUUCUUUUUUUUCUUUCUUUCUUUCUUUCUUUCUUUCUUCACUCUUUCUCCCUUUUCUUUUUCUUUUUUUUCUAGAUUUUUGUACUUUUCUUUUCUUUCUUGCUUCCAUAGCAUUUAUUACACUCUUUAUUUUCUUUUCUUUCUUUCUUUCUUUCUUUCUUUCUUUUUUCUUUUUUUUUAUUUUUUCUUUCUUUCUUUUUCUUUCUUUCUUUCUUUUUUUUCUUCUUUUCUUCGCUCAGCAUUUAUUACUCCUUUUCUUUUUUCUUUCUUUUUUUUUUCGCUUCUCAGCAUUUAUUACACUUUUAUUUUCUUUCUUUCUUUCUUUUUACACUCUUUCUUUUUCUUUCUUUCUUUCUUUCUUUCUUUCUUUCUUUCUUUUCUUUCUUUCUUCACUCAGUAUUUUAUUACUCCCUUUCUCUUCUUUCUUUUUUUCGCCUAGCAUUUAUUACACUCUUUAUUUUCUUUCUUUCUUUCUUUCUUUCUUUCACUCUUUCUUCACUCCUUUCUCUUUCUUUUUUCUUUUUUUUUUACACUCGCCUUGCAUUUAUUACUUUCUUUAUUUUUUUCUUUCUUUCUUUCUUUCUUCACUCAGCAUUUAUUACUCCCUUUUCUUUUCUUUCUUUUUUCGCUUUCUUUUUUUCUUUCUUUUUUUUUCUUUUUUAUUUCUUUCUCUCUUUUUUUUUUCCUCCUUUAUUACUCCCUUUCUCUUCUUUAUUUUUUCUUUCUUUCUUUCUUUCUUUCUUUCUUUUCUUUCUUUCUUUCUCAGCAUUUAUUACCCUUUCUUUCUUUUCUUUUCGCCUCUUUAUUUUCUUUUCUUUCUUGCUUCCCUAGCAUUUAUUACUCUUUCUUUUUCUUUCUUUUUUCUUCCUCAGCAUUUGUACUCUUUUUUUUCUUUCUUUUUUUUUUAUCUCUUUAUUUUCUUUCUUCUUUCUUUCUUUCUCUUUCUUUCUUUCUUUCUUCACUCAGCAUUUAUUACUCCCUUUCUCUUCUUUCUUUUUUUUACCUUUUUUUUACUUUUUUCUUCAUUUAUUACUUUCUCUUCUUUCUUUUUUCGCCUAGGAUUUUUACACUCUUUUUUUCUUUCUUUCUUUUUUUCUUUUCUUUUCUUCACUUUCUUUCAAUCUUUCUUUCUUUCUUUCUUACUCUUUCUUUCUUUCUUUCUUUCUUUCUUUUUCCUUCAGCAUUUAUUACCUUUCUUUUCUUUCUUUCUUUCUUUCUUCACUCCACAUUUUACACUCUUUCUCUUCUUUCUUUUUUUUUCUUUCUUUCUUUUUUCUUUUUUUUUUUUUCUUGCUUCUUUCUUUCUUUCUUUUGAUUUAUUACACUCUUUCUUUUCUUUCUUUCUUUCUCUCUUUUUUUCUUUCUUUCUUUUUUCUUUCUUUCUUUCUUUCCCUUUUUCUUUUCCUCAGCAUUUAGCAUUUUCUUUCUCCCCUUUCUUUCUUCUUUCUUUUUUCUUCACUCAGCAUUUAUUACUUUCUUUCUUUUUUUUUUUUUCUUUCUCUCUUUCUUUCUUUUCUUUCUUUCUUUCUUUCUUUUCUUUCUUUCUUUUUCUUUCUUCACUCAGCAUUUAUUACUCCCUUUCUCUUUUUUUUUUUCGCCUAGGUUUAUUACUCUCUUUUUUUCUUUCUUUCAUUUAUUCGCCUCGCAUUUAUUUUCCUCUUUAUUUUCUUUCUUUCUUUCUUUCUUUCUUCACUCAGCAUUUAUUACUCCUUUCUCUUCUUUCUUUUUUUUUUUUAGCAUUUUUUACACUCUUUAUUUUUUUUUUUCUUUUCUUUCUUUCUUUCUUUCUUUUUCUUUCUUUCUUUCUUUCUUUCUUUCUUCCUCAGCAUUUAUUACUCCUUUCUCUUCUUUUCUUUUUUCGCCUAGGAUUUAUUACUCUUUUUUUUUCUUUCUUGCUUUUUUCGCCUAGCAUUUAUUACACUCUUUAUUUUUCUUUUCUUUCUUUCUUUUCUUCUUCACUCAGCAUUUAUUACUCCCUUUCUCUUCUUUCUUUUUUCGCCUGCAUUUAUUACACUUUUCUUUUCUUUCUUGUUUCGCCUAGCAUUUAUUACUCUUUAUUUUCUUUCUUUUUUCUUUCUUUUCUUCCAUUUAUUACUCUUUCUUUUUUUUACCUUUUUUUUCUUUCUUGCUUUCAUUUAUUACACUCUUUAUUUUCUUUCUUUCUUUCUUUUUUCUUUCUUCACUCAGCAUUUAUUACUCCCUUUCUCUUCUUUCUUUUUCGCCUGGGUUUAUUACACUCUUUCUUUUCUUUCUUGCUUCCUUCUAGCAUUUAUUACACUCUUUAUUUUCUUUCUUUCUUUCUUUCUUUCUUCCUCAGCAUUAUUACUCCCUUUCUCUUCUUUUUUCGCCUAGGAUUUAUUACACUCUUUAUUUUCUUUCUUUCUCUCUUUCUUUCUUUCUUUCUUUUCUUUCUUUCUUUCUUUCUUUCUUCACUCAGCAUUUAUUACUCCCUUUCUCUUCUUUCUUUUUUCGCCUAG